This is a messenger RNA of Desarmillaria tabescens, 621 nucleotides long. RefSeq lists its product as uncharacterized. Lineage: Eukaryota; Fungi; Basidiomycota; Agaricomycetes; Agaricales; Physalacriaceae. The transcript has 3 exons. The record is from RefSeq and is a predicted model, not a curated record. The annotation marks the transcript as partial. Gene Ontology annotation, biological process: transcription by RNA polymerase I.
AUGUCCUCGCCAGCGUCCUCUCCCUCUUCCUCGCCUACACCUGAGCCAGUACCCAAGCAAACGACCAAAAAAUCCAAAGACAAGGGGAAGACCAAGGCCCAAGUCGACGACCACGGGAAGAAUGAGGGCACCGACCCGAAUUGGGCAUACCAACCGCCAGAGGGAGUUGUCCUACAGGAGAAUGCAGACAGCGGGGAAUUUGAUUGGGACUCAUUGAACGAUGACGAGGAGCUGGAAUUGUGGCUUAUACGCGUCCCAGAGAAUAUGAAGAUCAAAUAUCUAGAAAACGUUACCAUUGAAAUGCCGCAAGGCUCUUCGAGCGCGAAUAUAGGGAAAAUCUCCCGGAAAUCGCAUUCUUACGACGUUUGGAACGUUGGCAACGAUGGCGGACCAUUUGGCGGGGAUGAAGUUGGUGACCUGGAAUGUCUUCUUCCUCGGAAAAGCAAAAAGGAUGAUAUGUAUCUCGCUCCCCGGUCCAUAGCGCGACGUUUGGUGAUCUCAGAAACAGCUGUAGUCCCUACGACAGCAGAAAACCAGGCGGACGAACCAUACAUAAACCCUCCUCGCCCAUCGUACCCGAAGGAACUACUAAAACACUCCUUCAAACCAUAUGGUUCUAAC